This is a messenger RNA of Octopus sinensis (East Asian common octopus), 597 nucleotides long. RefSeq names its product ribonuclease P protein subunit p30-like. Gene Ontology annotation, cellular component: nucleolar ribonuclease P complex. The coding region runs from base 1 to 597 and encodes 198 amino acids. Gene Ontology annotation, molecular function: RNA binding. The record is from RefSeq and is a predicted model, not a curated record. NCBI's taxonomy places the organism in Eukaryota, Metazoa, Mollusca, Cephalopoda, Octopoda, Octopodidae. The transcript has 2 exons. Gene Ontology annotation, biological process: tRNA processing.
AUGAAUCACCCAGUCAUUCAGUCAUUUGAAGGAAAAAUCAAAAUACUUUCACGAAUUACCAUCAAAGUCCAAAAUCCAAACCAAUUAGCCACCAUUUCUAAAUUAUCCAACUACAACAAGUACGAUAUUGUCUCCAUCCUUCCCCUCAAUGACCAAGUCCUCGAGAAGCUUAAAAUGUCUGUUCAAAGGGGAGUUUGUGUUGAAAUAUGCUAUUCUGGGGCAAUUCGAGAUCCCUCACAACGUGUCAAUAUUCUGGCCAGUUCUCUGAGUCUUGUUUUGGCUGUGUCUGGAAAGGGAAUUGUCUUUGGUUCGUGUGCAGAGAAAUGCUUUGAUGUCAGAUCUCCUUUGGAUGUGCGGAAUAUGGCUCAAAUCUUCCGGAUUUCAAAGUCUAAAAGUAAAAUAUGCAUUUCCGAAAAUCCCAAACAAGUUCUUAAACACGCAUUUUCAAGGAAAACUGUUCUUGGUGUUGUGAUUGGUGUUCAUUCUGAUCAACUUGAUGUGUGGAAGAGAACUAAAUCUUAUCAAUAUUCGUUGAUUGAACAGGAUAGUCCAUCAGACGAGCAUAUCAGUCAGAGCAAAAGACUAAAAAUUGAAUAA